GCUUUGGGCAGGGGACCGGGGCAGCCUGCCUGCCUGCCUGCCGGUGUCCUGGGAGAAGCUCUGAAAGUGGGACCCUUUGGGGACAAUGAAGGGCUCCAGCACAGUCAUCUGUGGAUCUUUUUCAUAAGAGCCGCAGCAUCACGCUGGGAAUAAGGAGACCAGCUAAACUUGGUUCCCGGUUAGGAACAAAACUCCAAUUCAGGCCUUGCCCCAUUUCCUAGGAACGUGGUUCCCAUUGUGAGGCUCCUUCUCUUGUUUGGUCCUUCCUCAUCUGAUCAUUUCUCUGCUGAACCAACAACAGGCUGAGCACCCGUGUGUUGCUUCCUAAAUCAUGCCCGAGUUUACGAUCACCCUGGAGAAUGUCAUGAACUUGACCCUCGACUACAACAUCACUGACACCGAUGGGAACUACUCCUACGAUGAAAAUCUGUGUCCUCCUGUGGAAGGCAAUCCCAGGCAGCCCUUCCAGAGUGUCCUGGUGCCCUUUGUCCACCUGCUCAUCUUCCUGCUGGGAGGCCUGGGCAACCUUCUGGUGGUGGUCAUCCUGUGGCGCUACAGACGCUCCCGUACUUCCACAGAGCUCUUCCUUCUCCACUUUGCCCUGGCCAAUCUGCUACUGCUGCUCACCUUACCCUUCGGCGUGGUGGAGAGCCUGGCAGGCUGGGUCUUCGGCCUCUUCUUUUGCAAGCUGCUGAGUGCCGCCAACGAGAUGAGUUUCUACAGCAGCAGCCUACUGCUCAGCUGCAUCAGUGUGGACCGCUACCUGGCCGUGGUGUGCGCCCUGCAGACCUUCCAGAGGCAGCGUGGCCUCUCCAUCCACCUGACCUGCCUGGGCAUCUGGCUGCUCUCCUUUCUGCUGACCAUGCCCGACUUGCUGUUCACAGAGGUCUGGGUCAAAAGCAACCUGAGUAUCUGCCACUUCAGAGAGUAUGGCAUGCAUGGCUUCAACUCCUGGCUGGCCAAGCGCUUCCUCUACCACCUGGUGGGCUUCUUCCUGCCCUUGGGGGUCAUGUGCUAUUGCUACACAGCCAUCGUGAGACUCCUCUGCCAGUCCCAGCGGUUGCAGCGGCAAAAGGCCGUGAAGGUAGCCAUUGCGGUCACGAGUGUCUUCCUGCUCUGCUGGACCCCUUACAAUGUGGUCAUUUUCUGGCACACACUCACCAAGCUGGAGGUCACAGGGAAGUCCUGCACUGUUGACCAGGGGCUGAGCAGUGCCAUUUUUGUGAGUGAGACGUUUGCCUACAGCCACUGCUGCCUGAAUCCCUUCCUCUACGCCUUUGUGGGCAUCCGGUUCCGCCAUGACUUUUGUCGAAUUCUGCAUGAUGUGGGCUGUCUGAGUCAGGGGACCCUGCAGGAGGUUCUGGGCAGCUGCAGAAUUGAGAGCAGCAUGGAAACCAACAUCUCUAGUGCUCGGCACGGGGCCUCCUCCUACUCCGGAAAUGCCAUGUCUUCCUGUCUGCCAGAUCAGUUCACUUCUCACAAGGAUCCAAAUGGCCAAGAGUGUCAGGAGGAAUGCUCGGACCCAACUUGGGCCCAAAACAGGGCCUAAGCCCCACAUACGUUCUCUGAUCACUUAGAUGCUGUUUCCCAGGAAGCUACGAAUGGCUUGACUGCUACACCCAAUCUGCAAUUGUCCUGGUUUGGAGUGCGCCACUCACACACAGAUCAGGUUUACUCGAGAGCAGGGCUGUAUCCUCAUUGCCUCCCUACAGAGCAUGUUGCAUAUUUGGAUCCCAGGCAAUCCCCCUCCCCAGCAAAUGCAACUGGAAAUGGAGAGGGGAGAUCCAACUCCAGGGCCUGAUUUGGGCUUUCCAAUCUUCAGCAAAGUCCUUUUUAAGCAAUCAGGAGGAAAGUCCAGAGGAAUAUGGCAGCCGCUUUGGCCUGUUUAAAGCAGUGUCCAAGGGCAGGCCCUAGCACAGGCCCUUGCCGUUGGCAUCUGUUUACUUUCGUCUGCCCCAGGCAGGAUCUGUUCUGGGCAGGCUUUUCCAAUUAGCAGCUUGCCUAUCUCCAGUGUGUGCAGGCAAGGAUCUCCUCCAUUCCUCGUAAGAAGUCCAGCCUCCUAAGUCUCAUCAGACACCUAUGGCCUCUGUCUCAUCACCAGUGGGAGCCAAGCCUGCAACUGCUCUCUUUAGAAACCCCUUUCCUUUGCAACUGUGAUCUCCCUGAGUCUUCCUCCCAGAGUUGCAUCAUUAAGGGCCAGUUUUCACUGACCUCUAAAAUCCCCAGGCUUGUUUAACAAAAUUCCCAGUAAUUUUGUAUUUUUGCUGUAAAUAUUUCCUGUGGAGAAUGCGUGAAAUAGAUUGUAAACCUUCCUUGUGUUUUCCCUUGCUUGAAAUAAAGACAUUGCGAGCCUU
Messenger RNA from Pantherophis guttatus, 2354 nucleotides. Lineage: Eukaryota; Metazoa; Chordata; Lepidosauria; Squamata; Colubridae. The record is from RefSeq and is a predicted model, not a curated record.